AUACAAUAACCGCUCCCCGCAUACUGCGCCAUCUACGAAAGGGAAACCACUCACUUGGAACGCGAAUAAAACAUGUCGGCAAUCAAGACACUGAACCCCAAAGCAGAGGUUGCUAGGGCAGCUCAAGCUUUAGCUGUUAAUAUAAGUGCUGCGAAAGGACUUCAGGAUGUUCUUAAAUCCAAUUUAGGACCCAAGGGUACUCUUAAAAUGCUGGUUUCUGGAUCUGGUGACAUCAAACUGACCAAGGAUGGAAAUGUGCUCCUGCAUGAAAUGCAAAUUCAACACCCAACAGCUUCUCUGAUUGCCCGUGUAGCUACUGCUCAGGAUGACAUCACUGGAGAUGGAACAACGUCCAAUGUUCUGAUUAUAGGAGAGCUGCUGAAACAGGCAGAUUUAUAUAUCUCAGAGGGACUACAUCCACGUCUGAUAACUGAGGGAUUUGACCUGGCCAAAAGCAAAGCAUUACAGGUGUUAGAGGAAUGUAAAGUGUCGCGGGAAAUUGACAGAGACGUCCUGCUACAGGUGGCUAGGACCUCUCUCCGUACCAAGGUCCACACGGAACUAGCCGAUCUGCUUACAGAGGAAGUUGUAGAUGCUGUCUUGGCCAUAAGAAAAGGAAAUGAACCAAUUGAUCUACACAUGGUUGAAAUCAUGGAGAUGAUGCACAAGACAGACAUGGACACUACCUUGGUGAAGGGAAUCGUGAUGGAUCACGGAGCGAGGCACCCGGACAUGAAGAAGAGAUCAGAAGAUGCCUUCAUCCUCACAUGCAAUGUCUCGUUGGAAUACGAGAAGACUGAAGUCAACUCUGGUAUUCUGUACAAGAGUGCUGCUGAGCGAGAGAAGCUGGUAAAGGCCGAGAGAGUUUUCAUUGAUGAACGUGUCAAAAAAAUCAUAGCUUUGAAAAAACAAGUCUGUGAAGGAAACAACAAGAGCUUCUAUGUAAUCAACCAGAAGGGAAUAGAUCCUAUGUCUCUUGACAUGUUGGCAAAUGAAGGCAUUGUCGGACUGAGAAGAGCAAAGAGGAGAAAUAUGGAAAGGUUGACUUUGGCCUGUGGAGGAAUCGCCAUGAAUUCUGUGGAUGACCUUACGGCUGACUGUCUAGGUCAUGCUGGUCUGAUCUAUGAACACGUUUUGGGAGAAGACAAGUUUACUUUUGUGGAGCAAUGUAAAAACCCAUUGUCAGUCACUCUGCUAGUUAAAGGUCCAAACAAGCACACACUGACCCAGAUCAAGGAUGCCAUCAGGGAUGGACUCAGAGCUGUCAAAAAUGCCAUUGAAGAUGAUUGUGUAUUGCCUGGGGCUGGAGCAUUUGAGAUAGCAGCGUAUCAGGAACUGAUGAAGUUCAAGAAUGAGGUCAAAGGCAGAGCUAGGCUAGGUGUUCAGGCUUAUGCUGAUGCCUUGUUGGUUGUUGUAAAAGUCCUGGCUCAGAACUCUGGUCUAGACCCCCAGGAAUCUAUUGUCAAACUACAGGAGGAAUAUACAGGUCCAAAGCAAGCUGUGGGACUGGACAUCAAAACUGGGGAAGCAAUUCUACCGUUAGACGUUGGAAUUUUAGAUAACUAUAGAGUCAAGAAACAAUUACUUCACUCCUGUACUGUAAUAGCAACAAAUCUCUUACUAGUAGACGAAAUAAUGAGAGCAGGAAUGACGUCAUUGAAAGGAUAGCAUUGAACAGUUGUAGACAUUAUAUACCUGUGGAUUGCAUGAAAUCUUUGAUACUGAACAACCAUAUUCUUUUGUCAUUAAAUAUUUAAAGAAAA
Ostrea edulis (European flat oyster) is the source of this 1763-nucleotide messenger RNA. Its product is annotated as T-complex protein 1 subunit zeta-like. NCBI's taxonomy places the organism in Eukaryota, Metazoa, Mollusca, Bivalvia, Ostreida, Ostreidae. The record is from RefSeq and is a predicted model, not a curated record. Gene Ontology annotation, biological process: protein folding. The coding region runs from base 73 to 1668 and encodes 531 amino acids. Gene Ontology annotation, cellular component: chaperonin-containing T-complex. Gene Ontology annotation, molecular function: ATP hydrolysis activity; ATP binding; ATP-dependent protein folding chaperone. The transcript has 15 exons.